Glycine soja is the source of this 2785-nucleotide messenger RNA. RefSeq names its product flocculation protein FLO11-like. The transcript is spliced from 8 exons. The coding region runs from base 216 to 2486 and encodes 756 amino acids. The record is from RefSeq and is a predicted model, not a curated record. Gene Ontology annotation, molecular function: microtubule binding. Lineage: Eukaryota; Viridiplantae; Streptophyta; Magnoliopsida; Fabales; Fabaceae.
GUGGUGACGAAUGAUGUUACACAAGACGCUCCCGUUCAUCGGAUUUGCUAGCAGGUCACAGUGUCACCCUUUUAUAUUUAAUAUUUUCAAACUGAAGUGGAAUAGUCCCUUCCUUUUUACACACUAGCCGCUUCACCAAAGUUGAAAAUUUUCAGAAACCAAAACCUCUCCCUCCUUUUCUUUUUUCCUUCUUCGCCACUCUCUCCAUUCCUCCGAUGAUUUCCGAACCGGCGAGUUCCCUGAGAAAGAGCAACUUCCAAGACCGGCGCCUCAGCAUCAUCGACGUUUCCUCCGCCGACGAUUCGCUUCUCGAUGGAAACCCUCUCAGCCACCAACGUUCAGAGAACCAAGAGCAGGCCGAUGUGUUGUACACGCCGAACUCGAAGAAGUUCGAAGACGCCGCCACCAAACUCCAACAAUGGGACCACGAGCCUCACUCCAACGACUCAUCCGGAAUCGGAAAACCUAAGAAAAACAGCAAAUGCAAUCUGCGCAAGAGUUUAGCCUGGGACAGUGCCUUUUUCACCAGCGCCGGGGUUUUGGAUCCGGAGGAGUUGACUAUUAUAAUUGAAGGUGUUGAGAAGGAUGAGAAGCCUGAAUUACCGUCUAUUCAAGAGGAUGUGUACAAGUCGUGUGAGUCCAUUUCUACGUUAGCGAGUGAUAGCUUGACCUUUGAAAGUGUGGAGAUGGAGGGUGAUUUAUUUGAGGAUGUAAGAGCUUCAAUUCAGAAAUCUAGCAAAAAGUCCAGCCCUGCAGCGUCAAACAUCAAAGUGCCAUCUUCCCCUUCGGUUCCAUUGUUCCAAACUCAUGACUCUUCGAAAAAGGUUGGCAUGGUUUCUUGCAAUAAGAUGAAGGUCCCACCUGCUUCUAAGAAUCCAAGUGCUGGCAUGCAAGGAUUUGGGAAAAUGACGAAGAAGAAUAAUCCUAUUUUCCCCCAAAUUCCACAGAAGCAUGUGGCUACAAGGAGAGAGUCAUCUAUUUUAAUGCAAUCAAAGGUACCCGGAAGGUCUAGUUUAAGUUCCACAAUUCCAUCCAAGAGAGAUUCACUUGGCAAUCCACAUGUCAAAAGUGAAAGGGACAAGGCAAAACGAAUAGUUGGUGAUAGAGUCAGUUCAGUGGCAAAAGCAUCUGUUGUUAGAGGUUCUCGAGGUUCUGUGCCUAAGCCCACACUACCAUCCAAAUCACCUUCUGGUCCGACAGUAUCAACCAGGACUAAAUCAGUGACUUCCACAUCUUCUGGUAACAAUUUAUCUGACAAUAUUGGUAAAUCUUCUUUUAGUUACUUAAAAAGAAGUUAUAAGCCAACCUCAUGUUGCCCAGUUGUCAAAACACCUUCAAGGGUUGCUUCAAGAAAUAAAGCUGAACCUGAGAUUUCUAGUCUUUCAAGGUUGAUGUCUGCCACAAAGCUUUCUUCUAGUAUUUCGCCCGCUAGCUCUAUCAGUGACUGGUCUUCAUCAGAGUCAUCCUCAACAACUUCUAUGGCUAAACGUGUGUGUAAUAGUUCAAGGCCCAGCAUUGAUUGUGGGUCAAGCAGAAAGGUUUUAUUGAACACUGAUGCAGAUCAAGGUACACACCCUCAGACUCCUCUGAGUGAUUCAAGCUUAGAAAGGCAAGAGGCUCGGCAAAGUGGGAUUAUUAGUCAGAAGGAAAGGACAGUGCCUGGAGCGACAGUUCUUCCUCCAGUUUCCAAGAAACCUUCAGGCCUUCGACUGCCUUCACCAAAGAUUGGUUAUUUUGAUGGGGUGAAGCCCUUAGUGCGCACUCCACGUGGGUCUGUUGUACCUGGUGGCUUGCCAAAACAUGGAGCUGAAAGUCCAAGAGAAGGCCAAAACAAAGCAGAACUUGGAAAGCUGCAACCAUCCAGAUCUUUUGUUUCAAUUGAUAAUACAAAACCCAACAACCAGCAACCUCCACAUCCAAAUCCUUUUCAUGAAUCAUUAGAUGUUGCAAUUAAGACAUCUAAUAGCGUGCAGAAUGGCAAAAGCUCUUCCGACAUAUCCAUUGGUGCUGUUGAAAAUACAUCACACUUCCAUGUAGUGGAGAAAGCUCAUCAUGAUUUGCCACCACUUAAGGGUGUCAAUAACCAGGAAAAUGCUCAUCAUGAUGAUCAAAUUGAUUGUUUGAGCAAACAAGUUGGACAUAUGGACAUAAAUUUUGAGAUAGGGGAAAAGUUUAAUAGUGAUUCCCUUUAUUUAUUGCAGAAUGAUAUCAGCUUCCAAGAUAAAUCCAAUGGUCUGGAUUUAUCUAGUCACAAAGAGCUUAUUGAUUGUCCUAAGAAAGACGAAUUAUUUAAUGGUUUAUCUACUACAUACCUUUAUGUCUCCCCAACCAGCUUUGAUGUGGUAGCUUCAACAAGGAGACCCUUUGCGGUCAAAGAUUCCUUUUGUAACAUGGAUGGUGUUGUCUUUACAGAUUCAACAGUUUCAGAGGCUAAAUCGACCAACUUGCCUGUGCCGGAGAGCAUUAUUAUGAAAGAAAACGAGUGAGAUUGUGUAAUUAAGUUGAACUAUAUGUUUGUUGAGUUUGCUGCUUUGUGCAAAACUGUCCAAGUCAUGAAUGGAUAGUCUUUAUCAUUUUUGAAAUACUUGUUAUACUAUUUAUACUUUAAUUUGAUGGGUCUUCUAGAUGUAUUACCCAUGGAUUCGUUGCUGUGAAUUCGUCUUCGAUGUUUUGAACGAGAAGAACCUCGUGGUGUCGUGUAUCCUUUUGGAUUUCAUGUUCUGUUUCCCAUCGGGAAUUUAAAUGCCUGAGAUGCAUUCGUUUGCAUUUUCAUUAAACAUUGUUA